AUGUCAAAGCAACAAAAAGAGGUGGAUAAUAAUGACAUAUGUUCAUCAUCAUUUAAUUCUAGACAGAUAUCAGAUUUAAUCAUUCUCAACAUCAUCAAAUACAUCGAUAACAAUUUCAAACUAUAUUCCUUCUUUAAACAUGUUGAACCAUUAUAUAAUAAUAAUAAUAAUAAUAAUAAUAAUAAUAAUAAUAAUAAUAAUAAUAAUAAUAAUAAUAAUAAUAAUAAUAAUAAUAAUAAUAAUAAUAAUAAUAAUAAUUAUAUUUCCAACACUGAAGCAGAACUUCAGAGAAAGCAUUUUAAAAUCAAUGACGGGCGAUCAAACGAGGACAUACCAAACAUAUCCAAUCGAGUCGGACAGACAGGAAGCAAUGGAGUCAUCCCAUCGUCGGCCAAAGAGCUUCAUCUCAACUUUGGAGAACAUGAUGUAGACAAAGAGUUGAAACUUGAAGAUGGGAUUAUUCCACAUGGUGUUCAAAAACUUGUAUUAUUGUUAUAUUAUGGCCCAAUAACUAGAAACAACAUCCCAGAUACAGUUACAGAGCUAACAAUCUUGGAGAAUGUUGAAUAUUUACCUCGUACAGCACCAUUCACACCUCCACCAAAUCUACAAGUUUUAACAUGGUCACCUAUUAAUACACUAGCCAACAACAACAACAAUAUUACCACUGCAGCAGCUUCUCAAAUACCACCACCACCAACACUCACCACCAUUAAUUCAGUCACUCACCAAUCCCAACUCUAUUCUCGAUUGCAUGAUCACAUUGAAAGUGAAAUCUAUCUUCCUCAUCCACCACCAAUCACCUAUGUUAACAUCAUUGACCAAAUUGGCAUUGAUGAUGAUUAA
Cavenderia fasciculata is the source of this 846-nucleotide messenger RNA. RefSeq lists its product as uncharacterized. Lineage: Eukaryota; Evosea; Eumycetozoa; Acytosteliales; Cavenderiaceae. The record is from RefSeq and is a predicted model, not a curated record. The transcript is spliced from 4 exons. Bases 1 to 846 code for a protein of 281 amino acids.